Molecule: messenger RNA, 264 nt
Organism: Dibothriocephalus latus
Lineage: Eukaryota; Metazoa; Platyhelminthes; Cestoda; Diphyllobothriidea; Diphyllobothriidae
Source: the annotation of a GenBank genome assembly
AUGGUAGGACAGUGGUAUGAGCCCGGACAGGAGUACACUGUGGAACUAACUAACAAGUUGCCCUUCGUUACCUUCCACGACUUCCUACUCUGGCUGAGUCCGAAAGACCUAAAGGUAUUUAAGAAGCAAGAGGAGGAAAAGGAGGAGAACUUAACGGAAGGCUCUACAAAGGUUUGUGUUUUUUGUGAAUUUUUGGUGACAGAACGUUUUAUUAUUUUGUAUGCGAGCGCUUCAGCUGAAUGUACGUUGACACAGAUAAAAUAA